Molecule: messenger RNA, 2525 nt
Organism: Polistes canadensis
Lineage: Eukaryota; Metazoa; Arthropoda; Insecta; Hymenoptera; Vespidae
Gene: slif
Product: cationic amino acid transporter 3
Exons: 12
Coding region: 438-2228 (596 amino acids)
Biological process (GO): amino acid transport; transmembrane transport
Cellular component (GO): plasma membrane
Molecular function (GO): amino acid transmembrane transporter activity
Source: RefSeq, a predicted model, not a curated record
ACGUCCUUCUUCUCAAUCACAGUUGGAAGAGGAGGCAAUUCAAGUUUAUUAGCAUCUAGACAGGUGGGAGAAGGAGAGAGUCAUAAUAUUACUGUACUUAUUAGUUCACAGUCGUCCUCUGGUGUGACCGGUUCGAGCGGGAUCGACCUAGUCUCGCAAUUUUAUUAAGUGUCAGCUAUCUACUACGUACGCGCGAUUCUAUCUUGAUUUAAUUUUUCUACAUAUGAAAUAUUGUUUGACCACAUUGUUUCAUUAUUUAAAAGGCAUCCUCAAAAUUAGAUAGUUGACCUCGAGAAUCAUUUUUAUCUAAGAAAGGAUCCUUGAAUUUUAAUUGUGCAUAGUUAUUAACAGACAUGAAAAAUAUGAAUAUUUUACGAGGAAGUUUUAUACACGCAUAGUUUGUACAGUUAUAAGAAAAGGAGAAAAUAACAAUCGUUAUGGCGAGUCGUUUGUGGAAAACAUUAUCACGCAAACGUGUUGACGAUGAUCAAGGAGGUAAAAGUGAGCUGGCAAGAGUCCUCAAUAUCUUUGAUUUAACUGCCCUUGGAGUCGGGGCUACCCUUGGUUUAGGCGUAUAUGUCCUUGCCGGAAGUGUUGCCAAAGAAACGGCCGGACCAGCCGUUUGUAUUUCUUUUCUUAUUGCUGCCAUUGCUUCUGCCUUUGCUGGAAUGUGUUAUGCAGAAUUUGCCUCAAGAGUACCAAAAGCAGGAUCAGCUUAUGUUUACAGUUAUGUAACAGUUGGCGAAUUUAUAGCAUUUGUCAUAGGAUGGAAUUUAAUAUUGGAAUAUGUUAUAGGUACAGCGAGCGUUGCUCGAGGUCUUAGUAAUUAUAUCGAUGCUUUAAUAGGAAAUGUUAUGGGGAAAACAUUGUAUUCAAUUAUGCCAAUAGAUAUAUCUUUUUUAUCAGAAUAUCCUGAUUUCUUUGCAUUUGGCAUGGUCAUGUUACUCGUUCUUUUACUUAGCAUAGGAGUUAAGGAAUCAUCUUUUUUGAAUAAUAUAUUCACUAUUAUCAAUAUCGUUACGAUUAUCAUCGUUAUAGUAGCGGGUGCUAUUAAAGCUGAUCCUAAAAAUUGGAACAUUUCGGUAGAAGAUAUUCCCAAAAAUGUAACCCACGGUGGUAAUGGAGGUUUUAUGCCAUUCGGAAUAAGCGGUGUAAUGGCAGGUGCAGCUAAAUGUUUUUAUGGUUUUGUGGGUUUCGAUGCUGUUGCAACGACUGGCGAAGAGGCAAAGAAACCACAACGUGAUAUACCCUUAGCCAUUGUUUUAUCUCUCGCUAUUAUUUUGGCUGCAUAUUUCAGUAUUUCUACAGUACUGACCAUGAUGUGGCCAUAUUAUGAUCAGAAUGCAGACGCACCAUUUCCUUAUGUUUUUCAACAAAUUGGGUGGCCGGUCAUUCAAUGGAUCGUUAAUAUUGGAGCUAUUUUUGCAUUAUGUACGAGUUUACUAGGUGCUAUGUUUCCCUUACCACGUGUAUUAUAUGCUAUGGCAAGUGAUGGAAUCAUAUUUAUGUGGCUUUCUAAAGUACAUUCCAAGACCAUGACACCUAUUUUGGGUACAGUACUUUCUGGACUACUUGCUGGAAUCAUGACUCUUUUUUUUAAUCUUCAACAAUUAAUCGACAUGAUGUCUAUUGGAACACUAUUAGCAUAUACAGUGGUAGCAAUAUCAGUAUUAAUACUAAGGUAUCAAAAAGAUGAUGUACCUGAAAUAACAAUGAACGAUUAUAAAUUUACAGCAUUAAAUAUAUUCAAGCAAACAUUUAAUUUAAACAAUCAUAAAGAACCAUCGCAUAUUUCUAACGUAGUUUCCAAAUGUAGCAUAGCUAGUUUUAGUCUCAUCGUAUUUAUACUCAUUCUUAUAUUAAACAACACUGAAUUUAAUAUGACAGACGACAACGUGAUAGUAUUUGUAAUAAUGAUAAUACUUAUUUUUAUAAUAAUAUUAAAUGUAGCAUCCAUUGGUAGACAACCAGUUCAACAAAUCGAACUAUCUUUCAAGGUUCCAUUAGUCCCAUUAAUACCAUGCUGUAGCAUUUUUAUAAAUCUUUAUUUGAUGUUACAACUAGACAUGUUUACAUGGAUUAGAUUUAUCGUGUGGAUGUUGAUCGGUUUUUUUAUUUAUUUGUUUUACGGAAUUUCUCACAGUGUUCAAGGAAAAAAAAAUAAAAUAGAGGAUAAAAUAAUGAAACAAAAAAAUGCAGAUCACAGUAGAAUCGUAACGAAAUUUUAAAUCUACAAUAACAUUAUAUAAUAAAUAUAAGUUCACAGCAACGUAAAAUCAUAAAAUAAGAUUUAAAAAAAACUCGUUUACAUAAUUAUUUGUAAUAUUUUCAAUUAUCAUAUUUUAUAUAAAAUAAUUAAGAUUAUUGUGAUAUAUUUCUAUCGUGGCAUUAAUUUAUAUAAAAAAUAUAUGCGUUUUCAUACAAAAAUUGUGAAGAAGUAAAUGAUAUUGAUAUUACAUUUUAAAAGACUCAAAAAAUGUAUAUUAUUUAUUAUAUUCUGUCCUAACAAUUUUCCAAUUGCAAAA